Molecule: messenger RNA, 2742 nt
Organism: Symbiodinium sp. CCMP2592
Lineage: Eukaryota; Dinophyceae; Suessiales; Symbiodiniaceae
Source: the annotation of a GenBank genome assembly
AUGGUGUGCCCCUCGGCCUUGGCAGCUUCGGAGGCUGAGGCGCUUGCGCGUGCUUUUGAGGCUGAAAGCAUCAUUGAUUCAGACUCCGAAGGGGAACCUGAUGAAGCGGUGGCGCUGGAUGAGCUAGGUAAUGGCACUUCCGGUGAAGGUGUUGAGCCUGAGUGUGUAAAGGGAGUUCAGGGUGGUGACUGUCCACCUGGGAAUGCGUCUCAGGAGGAGCCGGGGUUCAAGCCUACAAGCAUCUCUGAGGCCGAGGCCGAAAGGCAGGCAGGGACGAAGGUUGCAUCACAGGGAAAACAAUCCUGCGCUACGGACUUGUCGGACUUGUUCAGCAGCGGUAAUCCCGAAUUGCCCGAUGGCGAGAAUGAGCUGGCGGAAUAUGAGCCUUCAGAUCCGGGAGGGGAGCUGUUUCCAGAACUGUUUGGUCCAGGCAUAGAGGCGAGUCAGCAGCAGGAGGAUUCAGAUCCAUUGCCCAAGGUGAGUGCAGCUUCGGCAGAGGAUGCUAAGUCCUCUGUUUGGGAUCCUGUUGACCUUCCUGAAGACAAGGAGGAAAUGGAACGCUUGAUCGAAGAGUUGAAUGCAAGAUACGCAGCGCCGCAUCGAUCCAUCCCAGAGGGACAUGUCUUGAUAACUGAGGCAGGCAACUUGGAGGAGGAAGCGCCGGAGGGAGAACCAACCGGUGAGGUGAUUGAUGAGUCCGGAGUUCCCGUAAGGAGCGCCAACCCUCCCACUCCCACGUGGGAUCCACGCGACACUCACACAUUGACCGAGGUUCCAUUCACCUUCGACCCGCGCCAGCAUCAUGCAGUCCGUAUGCAACCGAAUUGGCUGUUAGUCGGUUAUACUCCUUUGGGAACGCAGAAGUUAAACCCGAGGGAUGUCGCACUUCUAGAAUCCUGUGAUUUUCCAUUGGCCUUCAGUGCAACACAAGCACCACCUUCGCCCCAUAAGGACGUCAGGUAUCAAGUGAGAGCUCUGUCCUCGACCUCGGAGGAUACGUCCGAGUCCAGUAUCAGUUCCGAGGAGCUCCGGCAUCAGAUUGCAGUUGCAACGGUGCCCAAUGAUCAGCAGCUCCCUCCGGGUCAACUAGAGCCACUUGAAGCCGAUUUGCAACCAGAUGCAAGCGCAGCGUUGGUGGGUUGGGAUUUUAGCACAGGGGAUCCAGGUGAUGUGCCGAUUUCAGGUUUGGUCAAUGUAGCACUGGCCGACUAUCUGCGGGUGCAUGGAGUCAGUGAUGCCUAUGGCCGUUUGUCAGCCCUUGGAGUAGAGUCUCCCAAUGAUCUGCAAUUCCUGACCAGAUUCUGGUGUGCCCACAACUUCCGCGCAGGCCUCUUCAUCUCAUGUGAGGACGUUGAGGUUGGAAGUUUGCCCAGCGUAGACCCGACGGUCGCAGGUCUCAUCCGGCUCCGCUGUGACUUCAGGGAUGCAGGAUCGUCUGUCGUCACUCCACUGCCUCUGGAGCGACCUCUGGCAUCGGGGCGCUGCUUUGGACUUGAUGUGAAAUCUGCGUUCCUCCUCGCACCUAUUCCGGCGAAUGUGACAAGGCGAUAUGCGAUGCGCCCUCCACGAAUGCUUAUAGAGUUAGGCUUGUGCGCGGAGGACGAGCUUUGGAUUAUCCAUAGAGCAUUGUACGGAUUUCGUGAAAGUCCGAAGUGGUGGUCGAUCCACCGGGAUGAGUUCCUUAAGUCCGCCGUGUGGACUAGCCCUUAUGGCAUGGUCCGUUUGCAGCAGCUCGUCAGUGAGGGCAAUAUCUGGAGCAUGAGGCUUAGUGAUGGCUCUUGUGUGGGACACCUCCUGGUGUACGUUGACGACAUGCUACUGUUGACGGACUCCGGUGUUGCGGAAUCUUUUAUCAUAUGGCUGCGACAGUCCUGGGAGUGCACUGGGCUGAAGGAAGCUACCUCUUCCGAGCCUCUUCGCUUUCUGGGUGUAGACAUAUAUGCCGAAGUUGAUAGUGAGGGAGAAGUGAUUGGUUAUAGCUUGGCACAAGAGGCUUAUAUUGAUGAGUUGUUGCGAAGCCACCAGGUGAAGCCGAGUUCGAGGGCUACAGCUCCUGUUCCACGUGAGUGGGUCAGGGAGGCCCCGGCGUGCGAGGACUUCUCUGAGGAGGAGUUGAGAGCUGGGCAACGAAUUACUGGUGAACUCCUGUGGCUCGCGCAGCGUACCCGUUUAGAUAUAGGCUACUGUGUUGCUUUGAUGUCGAGCUGGGUGUCUAGGUUUCCUCGGCAGGUAUCCAAGAUUGGAGCCCGCACUCUGGAAUAUCUUGCGAACACCAAAGAGCAUCGCCUAUUGCUUAUCCCGGGAAAGGCUGAUGGCAUUAGAAUCUAUACGGACGCCUCCUUCGCUCCGUUUGGAGCGCACUCUAUCAGCGGAAUAUUGUUGCAGUACGACGAGUGCACUGUAGCAUGGAAAUCAAAACGCCAGAGCCUGGUGACGUUGAGCACAGCAGAAUCAGAGCUGUGUGCAGGGUGUGAGGGCGUAACCCUUGCACAAUCCCUGGAAGCUUUGAUCAGUGAGCUCGAUGGAUCAACAGGACCCAAGAAGCUGUUGGUCGACAACACAGCUGCGGUGACGAUCGCAGAGGGUGGUGGCAGUGUUCGAACGAGGCACUUGCGGGUGAGGGCUGCGUUCCUUCACGACAUGAGGGAGCGGCAAGAACUAGUCGUAACUCACUGCCCGGGCGAUGUGCAGCUGGCUGAUUGCUUGACCAAGGCUUUACUUAGGUUGCAACAGUCGCUGUAG